CUGGAACAGUAUACAAUGAGCCGAAGAAUUUUCUCUGUUACUGAUGUAUGGAGAGAAUAUGUUUUCAGCUUUAAUGGCAGCCCAUCCAUUCAAUCCUUAGAAAAUAAAUACGGAACUGCAUGGAGAAAAUAUCGUAAAGAGUCUAGAUUUUUUAGUAGAAGAAAAGAGCUGUACGAUGCAAUUAAUGAAAGAGCAGAGUUAGAGAAUAUAUCCCCUGAAGAAGCUGCUCAAAGAAUGGAG
Molecule: messenger RNA, 240 nt
Organism: Phycomyces blakesleeanus NRRL 1555(-)
Lineage: Eukaryota; Fungi; Mucoromycota; Mucoromycetes; Mucorales; Phycomycetaceae
Exons: 1
Biological process (GO): positive regulation of ribosomal protein gene transcription by RNA polymerase II
Molecular function (GO): RNA polymerase II cis-regulatory region sequence-specific DNA binding; DNA-binding transcription factor activity, RNA polymerase II-specific
Source: RefSeq, a predicted model, not a curated record